Molecule: messenger RNA, 5214 nt
Organism: Porites lobata
Lineage: Eukaryota; Metazoa; Cnidaria; Anthozoa; Scleractinia; Poritidae
Source: the annotation of a GenBank genome assembly
UUUUUAGUCUGUGGGGACUGCAACAGAUCCUGCAUAUUUGGUGACUGUCCUGACCAUGGGCCAUUAGAAUGGAUUGAUGAUCGUCAGGUGCCACAGGGGACCCAAUCUACGUGUAGAGACAGUCUUCCCAGUAAUCUUUGCUUGCGUCAAAUGGGUGUGUUUGCUAGGGAAAGGAUUGAAAAACGAGCAAUGUUUGGACCCUUCCGAGGACAGAAGAUACCUUUGAAGGAAAUGAAUUUUGAAGGGAGUGCCAACAUUAUGAACAUGUGGGAGGUAAGGGUUAAUUACUCCAUGUUUGAUCAUAGCUUUUUAAAUAACUUGUGUAAUAGGAUGGUACAUUAUAUACCUAAUGGUACCAUGUGAAAGUACGUCUGAAAAGGUGUCAUUUCUUCCGCAGACUCAAAAUGUAGAACUACAGCUGUACAUACUAAUUGUUACACAAUAGGAUUUCAUCGAUAGGCUCAAGAGUUAGAACUACAUAUCAAAUAAUUAAUAGUAGCAUUUGAAAGUACUGCUGAAGAGGUUUCAUUUAAAUUGUCACACCGUAGGAUUUCAUCCACAGACUCAAAAGUUAGAACUAUACAUACUAAAUUGAUGGUACCAUGUGAACGUACUGCUGAAGAGGUUUCAUUUGAAUUGUAACACCAUAGGAUUUCAUCCACAGACUCAAAAGUUAGAACUACAUACUAAAUAAAUAGUACCAUGUGAAAGUACUGCUGAAGAGGUUUCAUUUGAAUUGUAACACCAUAGCCCGAGGAUAUCAUCCACAGACUUAUAAGUUAGGACUACAUACUAAAUAAAUAGUAUCAUUGUGAAAGUACUUCUGAAGAGGUUUCUUUUGAAUUGUUACACCAUACAUGUAGGAUUUCAUCCGCAGACUCAACAGUUAGAACUACAUACUAAAUAAAAUAAUAGUACCAUGUGAAAGUUCUGCUGAAGAGGUUUCACUUGAAUUAUGGUACCAUAGGACUUCAUCCACAGACUCAAGAGUUACUACCACCUUUCAAGACUGCAUCACUGACUCUGAAAUUGAAAGGGGUUUAAAUGUUGUUCCAGUGUAACGUGUAACCUUCUGAUGUUUGUUUGCCAGGUUUUUGAAGGUGGAACAGUCAGCUAUAUUAUUGAUGGUACAGAUGAAGAUCACAGUAACUGGAUGCGGUUUGUGAAUUGUGCACGCGAUGACAAAGAACAGAACCUUCUGCAAGUGCAGUACCGUGGUGAGGUCUACUUCAAGACCCUUGUACCCGUGGAGGCAGGCAGUGAACUGUUGGUGUGGUAUCAGGAUAGUUGUGUCAAGCCUUUGGACGGCUCAUCACACCAAACGGGUCAGUGAGUUGAUCACUUGUAAUCAGGCUGUUAGCCAGACAUUGAAAACUGGCCCUCCAGAGAGUAUGUUUUCCCAUAAAAUUAUGAGAGAUUAAGUGAGUUUUCCUUGUAUUUCUUCCAAAAAUGGGCGUCCAUAGGAUAGCUGGACACCCUUCUGGCUACGCACGGAAAUCAUCCUUUGACCACUCCGCUUAUAUGACCUCCCAUAUCGUUAUUGAAGUACCAUUCCUUUAAAGUGCCAAUAACCUAAAAAUUUUUAUCAUGUUAACUGAAAGGACAGAUUAGUACAAGAGAUUCUUAAAAAAAACGCGUUUUCAACAAAAUGAGAUUUUUUAAAAUAGAAUUCUAAGUCUAAAUUGUUUUUGCCUACCCGUUCCGCUGAUUACGAAACUGGCAGGCUCGUAUGUGAAAACAUGAGACAUAAAUUAAGGAACUGAAGCAGAGGAUUUUAAGCAUGUUUAUCCCUCUCCUAGGCUCGCUAAUGUUGUUGCUUCUUACUGCGACACAUCUAAUUGGCUUGUUUUACCGUUUAACAGCAAUUUCAGUUUGUGAAUUGGAAGAAAAAUUUCUAGAACACACUUGUUUACUUUCUGUCUUAAGUCACGUGUCCCUUAAUGCACGUCAUAGUUGCUCAAUCUCACAGCUUCUUUGUUCCCGAGAGGUUUUCAAGAGAAGACUAAGACGAAUUGAUUGACAAAGUGGCGGCAAAUAUGAACGUUCCAAGAAAAAUCUAAAAAAAAAUCGUGUCAUGUUCAAAACGCAAAAUUAACAAUGUGUACUUUCAAUUAAAGAACGUUUUGGUUAUGGUCACUUUAACGUAAAAAUAAAAAGUCGGUGAGUCCUUUUCUUGUACAGUAGACUGACGUACAUUCAAUUUCUCCUCAUAACACUGCUUAUUUUCACAGAGGGUCUGUGCUACCCCUUGAAGUCUAUGAAAAGCGUUGGAAUCAAAUUGUUGAUUUUCCAGCGCGUUUGAAAAGUAAUUUCUGCUUAAGUGUUCGAAAAUUCCUUGCAUUUUUUCUAGUAUUAUAUUAAAGUAGUUUUUCGUCAGAUAAAUUGAGCUUAAAUAUGAAAACCGGGGACAGAUAGUUUUGGCUUAACAUUCCUUGAAAAGUCAGUUAAAGGUGCUUUAAUACUCUUUGCAAUUUAAUAAUGAAAACGCAGCUAGAACCCUGACCUUGGCUUCCUUCAGAAUAAAAAUAGGUCAGAGAAUGGCUAAAAGAGAGGUAAAAGCGGGGUGGUAGUUGUGGAGAGAUGUCCGCCAUAAACUGCCCACCUACCCCUCCCUUAAGCCAACAUUAACGCUUACUGCCCACUUACAGCAAAAUGUUGGCUUAGGGGAUGGGUAGGUGGGCAGUUUCCCAGAAACCUAAAUUGAUCCGAUUUGAUGUUACUUGUGUAUAACAUCCCGGUGGUGGAUCCAGGGGAGGGGCCCGGGGGGCCCGUCCCCCUCCCUUACUUUUAGCCCAAAGGGCCGAAAUUGUUUUUUUGAGACCGUUCCCCCUCCUUAUCUCAGGGUCUGGAUAACCUCUAAUCCCCCCCCCUUAUCUGAAGGUCCUGGAUCCGCCACUGCAUCUAAAUCACGUAAGAUUGAUUUAAAAUUUUUUUCUUUUUUUAUCGCCAGGUCAUGAUUUUGUCUGUGAUGUGUGUAAAUUGGAUUUUUCCGGGCCAACCUUUCUCCUGAGGCACAAGUCAGUUCGCUGCCCUGGAAUAGCGCAAGUACCUUACCUUGUACAUCAGCCAGAGGCGCAUGAUAAUGGGACACCCAUUAAUGGAGGCUCUUCGACAGAUCCUGUCGGUCAGACCGAGUCAUCGUACGUUGUUGUUCACCUGGAGCCCAAUGCUAUUGAAAACCGUGUAACGAAAAUUGAUACAGUGGAGGAUUCGCCUUACGUUGUCGUACAUGUACAACCAGCGCCUACAACCAGCUCAAACAAUCUGGGAACCGGGAAGCGUCGAAAACGGAUCCUCGCCGGUGAUAAGACAGUCAACGCAUCGAAAAAACCUAGACAAGUAAAUACGCGACAACGAGCCGCUGUGAAUAGAGAGAAGGAAGCCAAGAAAGUCGCGAGCAAAGCACGUUCGACUGUGGAUGCUGUUAAGGAAGCUAGCAAGGUCGGUAGCAAGGGACGUUUAACAAAAGCUCGGGGAAGGCCGUUGUCUAAAGCCCAAACUGUUAAGAAUGCUGCAGCCAAUAAAUCAUUGACUCCUAAGAGAACUAAAGAAACAAAACGAACUUCAACUUCUAGUGCCUCGAGAUCUCGCGGCGGAACUGUUAGGAAGGUUAAACAGAAUGGAACUGUUCAGAGUAAAAGUGUUGCGCCAACAGAAUCAGUCUCGUCGAGUACUCGGGAGGAAUCAGGUGACGCAAAGAAAGAUGGGCAGAGAGCCACGGACGGCAAUAAAGCUUUAAAGAAAACGUCUGGAAGAAAGGCAGCGUCCAAAGGCGCGAAGACAAGAAGACGAGAAAUUCAAAAACAGUAUGAUGAAUCAAAAUCAUCUUCUUCUCGGAAAAGGCGCAGUGAAAAUAUGGCAACAGCAGAAAGUGAUGAUAUAAGUAUUGAGAAACAAAAACAAACUGCUGACAAGACAACGGGUAAAGAGAAUAACGCCAAAGCCUCAGAAAAAAAGGGAAGAUAUAUCCCAGCAAAGAAGCAGAAGGCGCCUGUUUUAAAGGAGAAGCCUGCGAUAAAAUGCGAGAUUUGUCGAAAGAAUUUCAAAUGGAAAUCGCAGCUUAACUACCACAUGCGAUGUCACACAUCUGAGAAGGAGUUCAAGUGUCCUUUUUGUAAUAAAGGUCUGUCGCAGAUGUCCUCUCUCAAGCGGCAUUUACGCGUCCACAGUGGAGAGAAGCCUCAUCAAUGUGAGGAAUGCGGCAAGCGGUUUCUGGAGAAGACAAGGCUGAUAUAUCACCUAAGAAAACACAGAGGGCAUGAACCGGAGAAAAAAUACAAGUGUGGUUUUUGUGAUAAACGUUUUACACUGAACGCUAAUAUGAAAACGCACGAGCGUACUCAUACCGGAGAGAAGCCUUAUCCUUGCCCACAAUGCGGCAAAAUGUUUAGGCGCAGCUCAGAUAUUUCCAGUCAUCUACGAAGCCACACCGGGGAGAGGCCCUACAAGUGUUCCCAUUGUCCCAAGGCGUUCACGAUGAUCUCGCAUCGCAAGCGACAUGAAAUUAUCCACACAGGAGAAAGGCCGUUUAAGUGUGAUAUUUGUGGUAAAGGGUUUACUCAGCCAAACUCGGUUAAAGCUCACUUGAAGGUCCACGCUAGGAAAGAAGCUCUGGCUGAAAGCCGAGGCGACGAUGCCGUGCAACGUCCACGAGAGAGCGUAUCAAGCAAUGCUGCAGCGGUGCAGACCACUGAUGAAGGUGAAUCUAGGGGAGAGAUUGCACAGAAUAGCGGUGCAGAGCAGAUGCAGAUAGACAGCGCUCCGGGCCCAGGGUCGACUACAGGGACUAGUGCUGUAAUAACAAGCACUGAAACGCUGUCCAGCACACAAACAAAACCAAUAGGUACCGAACGUUCACAUCAAGGGGAUGAUGAUUUAACGCAAGUAGGUAUUCAACAUCAAGGUGCGGCGAGCCUUUUGUUGUUGGGAACGAUUCCUGAAGGACAAACGGGACUCUUCAAUUUGAGGAACACUGGAGUAUCUGAAACAGCGGCACAGAGCAUUGGAGAUCACUUGCAGUUAAGUUGCACUAAUGCCGAACAGUUUACUAUUGUAAGUUCUCAGGUGAAUGCAGGAUUAAUGCCGCUACCCUGUAUUCCUCAGGUCGGCUUUGACUGUGAGAAUGUACCGUUACAACUGGAUCAAAGCGGUGGGCAGAACCACGUCCAUGUUAAUGAAGGAGAAGAAACCGCAUCAACCCUUCUCGCACUUUAA